AUGGCCCCUCCCACAGUGAUGCUGCUGCUUCUUCUGGCUGCCAUGGCGACCAUGGCCCAGUCUGUUGGCGAGGAGAACAAACUGGAUUAUGGGUACUGGAACUACAGGGAGGGAGGUAAGAUAAUAAAUAAGAACAUCCAUCCAGCCUACUCAGUUGAAGUCAAGGAAAGACUUCGGGGCGGCAGGUAGCUUAGUGGUCGCUGGUUCUAAUCCCCGAGCAGACUAGGUGAAAAAUCUGUCGAUGUGCCCUUGAGUAAGGCACUUAACCCUAAUUGCUCCUGUAAGUCGCUCUGGAUAAGAACGUCUGCUAAAUGACUAAAAAUGUAAAAAUGAAAGACAAAGCAGAAGUGAAAAAAAACAUGCAUUUCAUAACAAUGUAUUUUCUUCAUUUUCUCUGGGGUUGUCCUUGCUGGGGUUUUGGUUGCAGCUGAGAGUGUGAACGUGGCCACUGUCCGCAGUGUGACCAGAGUUCUGGACGUCUGGGGAAAACGCAUCUUCAACGAGAUCAAAACCCUACUCCACUCUCAGCCCAGCACCCUGCUCCCUGACUACUCCAGGUAGGAGUACCAGAGGGACUUCUUCACUGUGGUAUAGGUCAACAGAGAGUGUACACAUCCCUUUUACAGUACUUUCAGAAAGUAUUCCCUUGACUUAUUCCAAAUUGUGUUGUGUUACAGCCUGAAUUCAAAACAUGUAUUAAGUAUAUAUUUUUUCUCAACCAUCUACACACAUUACUCCAUAAUGACAAAGUGUACACAUGUUUUUAGAUAUUUUUUCAAAUGUAUUGAAAAUGAAAUACAGAAAUAUCUUAUUUGCAUAAUUAUUCACACCCCUGAGUCAAUACAUGUUAGAAUUUAAUUAAUUAAUUAAUAUGCCAUUUAGCAGACGCUUUUAUCCAAAGCGACUUACAGUCAUGCGUGCAUACAUUUUUUUUGUGUAUGGGUGGUCCCGGGGAUCGAACCCACUACCUUGGCGUUACAAGCGCCGUGCUCUACCAGCUGAGCUACAGAGGAUCACCUUUGGCAGCGAUUACAGCUGUGAGUUUUCUGGGUAAGUCUCUAAGAGCUUUGCACACCUGGAUUGUACAAUAUUUGCCCAUUUAUUCUUUUUAAAAUUCUUCAAGCUUUGUCAAAUUGGUUGUUGAUCAUUGCUAGACAACCAUUUUCAAGUCCUGCUAUAGAUUUUCAAGCUGAUUUACAGUAUCAUUCAAAAGUUUGGACACACCUACUGAUUCCAGGAGUUUUCUUUAUUUUUACUAUUUUCUACAUUGUAGAAUAAUAGUGAAGUCAUCAAAACUAUGAUAUAACACACAUGGAAUCAUGUAGCAACCAAAAAAAAGUGUUAAACAAAUCAAUUUGAGAUUCUUCAAAGUAGCCACCCUUUGCCUUGAUGACAGCUUUGCACACUCUUGGCAUUCUCUCAACCAGCUUCAUGAGGUAGUCACCUGGAAAGUCAAAACUGUAACUAAGCCACUCAGGAACAUUCACUGUCUUCUUAGUAAGCAACUCCAGUGUAUAUUUGACUUGUUGUAGGUUAUUGUCCUGCUGAAAGGUGACUGUCUCCCAGUGUCUGUUGGAAAGCUGACUGAACCAGGUUUUCCUCUAGGAUUUUUCCUGUGCUUAGCUCCAUUACGUUUCUUUUUCAUCCUGAAAAACUCCUUAACGAUUACAAGCAUACCCAUAACAUGGUACAGCCACCACUAUGCUUCAAAAUAUGGAGAGUGAUACUCAGUAAUGUGUUAUGUUUGGGGCAAAUCCAAUACAACACUUUGUAUUCAGGACAAAAAGUGAAUUGCUUUGCCACAUUUUUUGCAGUAUUAUCUUCGUAGUGACUAGGUAUAUUGAUACACACUCCAAAGUGUAAUUAAAUAACUUCACCAUGCUCAAAGAUAUUCAAUGUCUGCUUUUUUAUUUUUACCCAUCUCCCAAUAGGUGCCCUUCUUUGUGAGGCAUUGGAAAACCUCCUUGGUCUUUGGGGUUGAAUCUGUGUUUGAAAUUCACUUCUCAACUGAGGGACCUUACCGAUAAUUGUAUGUCUGGGGUACAGAGAUGAGGUAGUCAUUAAAAAAAUCAUGUUAAACACUAUUAUUGCACACAGAGUGAGUCCAUGCAACUUAUUAUGUGACUUGUUCAGAAAAUGUUUACUCCUGAACUUAUUUAGGCUUGCCAUAACAAAGGUGUUGAAUACUUAUUGACUCAAGACAUUUCAGCUUUUCAUUUUUUAUUAAUUUGUAAAAAUGUCUAAAAACAUUAUUCUACUUUGACAUUAUGAGGUAUGUGUAGGCCUGUGACCGAAAAAAACUAAAUGUAAUCAAUUUUAAAUUCUGGCUGUAACACAACAAAAUGUGGAAAAAGUCAAGGGGUGUGAAUACUUUCUGAAGGCACUGUAUGUCUCUAUGAUGAAGUUGUAGGCCUAUAAAGUUAUUUCUUCUGUCCAAGAAUGUGUGAAUGACAUUGUAGAUUGAUGUUGCUAAAUUCCUGCUUUGACUCUACAAAAUAUUGACCAGUGCAGAUUAAUAAUUUAAAGUUACUAUCCAGGUUCUUAAAGUGUGACUGAUUGCUCGUUUGAAGAGCCUGUUGCUAAGUUACUCUUUGUGUCCUGCAGGGUGCGCCCUCUGUCUGAGUCGCUCAACGAUCUCUUCAGGGAAGUCACUCUGCUGCACAGGCGUAUCACGGAACUCACCCAUCGCCUAGCAACCCUGGAACCGUUCCUCCGUCGCCAUGGCUACAGGGACGAGGGGGAGGAGGGAGGGGGUGGCGGUAGCAGAGCUCUGGCACCUCAGAGCAUGAGAGGUGGCGCAGCAAGGCUGGCGAGGUAUCCCCCUAGAUACACCUUGAAGAAGGCGGUCCCUGUGAGGGGGACUAGGGUGGUGAGGAGGAAGAGGGUGAGAGUGUACAACAACGGACAAGUUCGGAUGCUGGAGAGUGCAAGUGAGAGAUAG
Messenger RNA from Coregonus sp. 'balchen', 2941 nucleotides. The record is from the annotation of a GenBank genome assembly. NCBI's taxonomy places the organism in Eukaryota, Metazoa, Chordata, Actinopteri, Salmoniformes, Salmonidae.